This is a messenger RNA of Glycine soja, 1620 nucleotides long. RefSeq names its product probable leucine-rich repeat receptor-like protein kinase At1g35710. Lineage: Eukaryota; Viridiplantae; Streptophyta; Magnoliopsida; Fabales; Fabaceae. The record is from RefSeq and is a predicted model, not a curated record. The transcript has 11 exons. The coding region runs from base 338 to 1327 and encodes 329 amino acids. Gene Ontology annotation, molecular function: protein binding.
GCAAAAAACAAUAGCAUAAAAUUUCAGUGCCGAACGCUGACGAGUGUGUGUUGGUCCUGUUGGAUGGAUGUUCAUUUUCCAACUUGAUACCGCGUUCGCUCACUCUCAACUCAACUUCAAUUAAUCAAAUCCCACACUUUCUCUCUCUUUCCUUCAAAUCUCAAUUCUAUUUUGCAAAAUCUGAAUCAAACACAGUUAAAGACGCACAAGAAAACAUCUCGCUCAACACCACCAACACUUCGGAUCUACGUUUCCACUCUCCGAACAUCAAAAAAGGAAAGAAAAACCGAUUUACAGCGACAACAACGAACGAACGAUUUCUCGAAGCGCUCUCAAAAUGGCGCGUGCACCCUUUACUUCAUUCCCCUUCGUCCUCAUUACCCUUCUCUCAAUUCUCCACCUUUCGCACUGCAAGACCCUCAAGCGUGACGUUAAGGCUUUGAACGAGAUCAAGGCUUCGCUUGGGUGGAGAGUGGUGUAUGCGUGGGUCGAUGAUGAUCCAUGUGGAGAUGGGGAUCUUCCUCCUUGGUCUGGUGUCACGUGUUCCACUGUCGGUGAUUAUCGUGUUGUUACCGAGCUUGAGGUGUAUGCGGUGUCGAUUGUUGGACCUUUUCCCACUGCUGUUACCAGCUUGUUGGAUCUUACACGGCUUGAUCUUCACAAUAACAAGCUGACAGGGCCUAUUCCUCCUCAAAUUGGACGGUUGAAGCGCCUUAAAAUAUUAAAUUUGAGGUGGAACAAACUACAGGAUGCAAUUCCUCCAGAAAUUGGCGAGCUUAAAAGUUUAACACAUCUGUACCUAAGCUUCAACAAUUUCAAGGGAGAAAUUCCGAAGGAGCUAGCAAAUCUUCAAGACCUUCGCUAUCUUUAUCUCCAUGAAAACCGUUUAACUGGAAGAAUACCACCAGAAUUGGGCACACUGCAAAAUCUUCGGCACUUGGAUGCUGGUAACAAUCAUUUAGUAGGUACCAUAAGGGAACUCAUUCGUAUUGAAGGUUGCUUUCCUGCACUACGCAAUCUGUAUCUAAACAAUAAUUAUUUUACUGGAGGAAUGCCUGCACAGCUUGCUAACUUAACCAGUCUUGAGAUCUUGUACCUAUCCUACAACAAAAUGUCAGGAGUUAUACCAUCUUCCGUUGCUCGUAUUCCUAAAUUGACAUACUUGUACUUGGAUCACAAUCAGUUUUCAGGGAGAAUUCCUGAACCCUUUUACAAGCAUCCAUUUUUGAAAGAAAUGUACAUUGAGGGAAAUGCAUUCCGGCCCGGUGUCAAUCCCAUUGGUUUCCAUAAAGUGCUUGAAGUUUCUGAUGGAGACUUCCUUGUUUAAUGAAAGCUCUAAAUAUUUAUAAUUUUUUCUCUUCAGGAAGUGCACUUGUAUAAUUAUUGAAACAAUUGUUCCUCUAAUUAUCUCAAUGAAAUAGCCAAAUAGGUAAUCCAAUUUUGUCAAAAUCUAUCUUGUUAUAGUAAAACAGUCGUUUUAAGUGUACUGUUUAAGAGCUUUCCACGCUCCAAAAAGUUGUAUUAUAGAUAAGAUAGUCUUGGACUCUUGAUAUCAACUUCAAAAAUUGAAGAAUGAUAUUACAUAUUUUUCAGUAAAAAGUAAUAUUACUGUGCAAAAAA